CUUACUUCCUUGCUUGCAAGACGGGAGAGACUUCUACUUCUACUCUAAAGUUAUUUAUUAAUAGUUCUACAGCGCGACGGCAACCGAUUAACAAAUGUUAAUCCUACCUUCCCAAUUGUAUAAUACUUCCCAAGAGCCAUAACGCAUCAGGCGCACCAGUCAAGAAAAAAAAUAUAAAAAAAUGGCACACCCGCAACAUCUCGCGAGCUCGUCGCCCGCACGAGCUCUGCACCGAGUUCUCGUCUCGAACCUCCCGCCGCGCACACGCACCUCUAUAUACCUCCUUCCCCCGCGGCUCUUCUCAUCCUCUUUCUCCUCAAGCCGGCGUCUCCUCCCGAACAGCAAAUCCACAACAACAACAUCUCUCUCUUUUAUAUCACCACCACCGCCGCCGCCGCAUUCCCGCGCUCUCUCCACCACCCCUCCCCUCCGGCGCAUCGACCCCCUGCAGAAAUACCCGAGCAACGAGCGCAUCCCCUACGAGUACGUGCGGAUCCCGGGCCCGCCGCCCGAGAGCUCGCUCGGCCCGGCGCAGCCCCUGCACGCGGUCCUGCGCACGCUGGACCUCAAGACGCAGGCGCUGGUGAUGGUAGCGCCGCCGCCGCCGACCGCCGAGCCGGGCUCGCUCGACGCCGAGGCCGCCAUCUGCCGGGUGGUGGACAAGGCGGCGCUCAAGGCGGCGGCGAUCGAGGCGGCGCAGCGCGCGCGCCGCAAGGCCGUCGACACCAAGGAGCUCGAGGUGUCGUGGGGCAUCUCGGCGCACGACCUGGGGCAUAAGCUGCGGCGGCUGCGGGGCUUCCUGGACCAGGGGCUCGCGGUGGAGGUGAUCCUCGCGCGGAAGCGGGGCGGGAAGCCGGUGUCGGUCGAGGCCGCCGAGGCCGUGCUGGAGGCCGUGAAGGGCGCGAUGGCCGAGGUCGAGGGCGCCAAGGAGACGCGCCGCAUGGACGGGCGAGUCGGCGGCAUCGUGAGGUUGUUCUGGGAGGGGCCCGGCGAGAAUAAGAAGGCGAAGAAGAAGAAUAAGUGGGGGGAUAAGGAGGCGGAGGCGGAGAUGGAGGAGAAGGAGAAGGAGAAGGAGAGUGACGACCGCUGGUAGCGUGUGGGGGUGAGAUGAGGGGAGGGGAGAUAGAAAAACAUCUUCAACCUCUUUUAUCUACACAAUACCUUGGCCGGGUAUUAGACGUUAGAAUAAGCUACUCCAUGUAGCUUGGCAGAUGAUACCUGGGGGCCGUCUAGCACGCCAGCCGAGAUGUGAAUCCCUAGAGCGGUUCUUUUAGAUGCAUAAAUGUAGAUAUUAGUAUAAAAAGCCGGCCCUAAAAAUGGCCAUGAAGAUUAAAAUAGAACAACAUACAUACCUCUUACAUAUUCUACCUAUAGC
Molecule: messenger RNA, 1375 nt
Organism: Daldinia caldariorum
Lineage: Eukaryota; Fungi; Ascomycota; Sordariomycetes; Xylariales; Hypoxylaceae
Exons: 1
Coding region: 182-1093 (303 amino acids)
Biological process (GO): mitochondrial translational initiation; ribosome disassembly
Cellular component (GO): mitochondrion
Molecular function (GO): ribosome binding; translation initiation factor activity
Source: RefSeq, a predicted model, not a curated record